GAAUCAUUCGAAUUGGAAUUGAAUUUGUAACUGGAGUUGGAGUUCAGAGUACUUGGUACUGGGUGUGCGAGAGCGACAGAGAGGAAGAGAGGCAGUGCAAGUGUGUGGGGGUAGCAGUCACACAGGCACACACACACACACACGCACAUACUCACAACUCCAGUGCAUAAAACUCCAAACUGCGUUCGCCUCUCUCUUUUCGUUUCGUUUGCUCUCUCCCCUACGUUCGCCCACGCAACGCCUGGUGAGCGAGAGAGAGCGGUAUAGAAGAGCAAGGGAGCCAGAGCGAGAGAGCAAGGAAGUGGUUUUUCCACCGAAAAUAUGGACAAAGGCAAACUGCAAAGUUAGCUGAAAAUAAAUAAAAAUAUAAAAAAAAAGGAACGAGACACAAACAGCGACUGAAAUAGCGGUUAACUGCGCUCCCUUACGGCGAAUCGUUGAAAUUCAAGACGGAUCGCUAUCGCAUUUCUUCAAUUAUGUCUGUUUCGCUUUUCAUUCCGCUGCAGUAAGCGAUCGCGCGAAGGAGCACCAAUACAGAGAGCGAGAUUUGAAGAGAGAGAGAGAGAGAGAUAGAGAGUGCGCUCCCAAUUGACGACUCCACUCCACUCCCACACACACUUAACCCCGCCCCCUCGCACCCGUAAUUACUAUGGAUUGUGGUGGUAUUGCGGCACAUCAGCAACAACAAAUACAACAGCAACAACUGCACUUACUCCAGCAACAGCUACAACAACAACACCACCAGCAGCAGCGGCAACAACAACAGCACAGCCUCGAGGAAGCAGCAACAAUAACAAAUAUCAACCUAAGGGGCAUCUUGGUCGGCGGCGCUGCCAGCGGCGCAGGAGUAGCAGGAGCAGCGGCUGGUGGUGCGACGACGACGACGACGACCGCCGCUGGCUUCGUGGCUGGUGGAGAUUGCCCUGUGAUCGGCGCCGGUGCUGGCGCUGGCGUCAAGCUGCGCAGGCACAGCGAUCGUCCCCUGACGCCGGAGGCCAAGCAGCUCUCUCACACAUACCGCAUCUCGAUGGCCAACCUGGAGGAUUCGCAGGAGUCGGAGCUGGACCAGAUCCUGGGCGAGCUGAGUCUGCUGGAGGCGCAAAUUAGCUACACCGAGGCCUCCAUGCUGCCCGCCAUGUGUGCUCCAAGUGCGGGCGCUCAGAUAGCACCGCCACCGGGAGUGGCCCAGCUGCCGGGCAGUGCUCCAUCGAUGGUCUCCAUGUCGGCAGCAUCCUCGCGUUCCCAUUCGCGCACCAACAGCACCAUCUCAGCAGACGUAAGCAGCUGCUCGUCGUCGGGGAUCUCGGAGAAUGGACACGGACUGGGAAUGGGAAUUGGCGGGCCCGGGUCGGCCGGAAUGAUGGUGCAGCCACCGCCACCGGGCGGCAUGACCAUGGGAAUAACGCUGGGUGUUGUCACGCCCCGGGAGCCGCGCACCGAAUCGCCAGACAAUGAUUCCGCUUUCAGCGACACCGUUUCGCUGCUGUCCAGCGAGUCGUCGGCCUCCUCGAACACAUCCCUGCAGCAGCAGCAGCAGCAACAACAGCACCAACAGCACCAGCAGCAGCAGAAACAACAGCUGGCCGGCGCGGAGAAACUACACCACGGCGUCCAUGGGCAGCACGGUGGCCAGCAGAGUGGGGCCAACAGCAUCACGAAGGCGGACAAGAUCCAGUUGGCACUGCAUAAGCUGGAAAGCGCCCCCAUCCGUCGGCUGUUUGUCAAGGCCUUCACCUCCGACGGUGCCUCCAAAUCACUGCUGGUUGAUGAGCGCAUGGGCUGUGGCCAUGUAACACGACUUUUGGCCGACAAGAACCACGUGCAAAUGCAGUCCAACUGGGCGUUGGUCGAGCACUUGGGCGAUCUGCAGAUGGAACGCCUCUUUGAGGACCACGAGCUGCUGGUGGACAACCUGAUGACGUGGCACUCAGACGCCGGCAACCGAGUGCUCUUUCAACAGCGUCCGGACAAGGUGACGCUUUUCCUGCGGCCGGAGCUCUACUUACCCGGACCCCAGAUGGCGCCCGGAUGCCAGCAUGACGAGCAGACGCGGCAGAUGCUGCUCGACGAGUUCUUCGAUUCGCACAACCAGCUCCAGAUGGACGGACCGCUUUACAUGAAGGCGGACCCAAAGAAGGGCUGGAAGCGAUAUCAUUUCGUGUUGCGCUCCUCGGGCCUCUACUACUUCCCCAAGGAGAAGACCAAGAACACGCGCGACCUGGCCUGCCUGAAUCUGUUUCACGGCCACAACGUGUACACUGGAUUGGGCUGGCGCAAGAAGUGGAAGUCGCCGACUGACUACACCUUUGGCUUCAAGGCGGUGGCGGACUCUUCGCUGGGCAAGUCGUGUCGCUCCCUCAAAAUGCUGUGCGCCGAAGACCUGCCGACGCUGGACCGCUGGCUGACGGCCAUCCGCGUCUGCAAGUACGGCAAGCAGCUGUGGGACAGUCACAAGUCGCUGCUCGAGGAUCUCUGCCUGAGCCGCGACGAUGCCGUCUCGCAGUCGAGCUUUGCAGCCUCCAUGCGCAGCGAGUCCAUCUCGAGCAUCUCCUCGGCGGUUCCGUCGCAGUGCGGCAGUGUUUCCUCGGCCAUCAGCAGCAUGUCCAACUCGACUAGCGGCCGCACAUCGCGCGCCUCCAGCAGCAGCUCCAGUGGCUGCCUCUCGGACGACAACAACGCCUUCGACUCCGAGUUCACCACUGGCACCAUUAAGCGCAAGCCCUCGAUGAAGCCCAAUCUCCCGCUGACCACGAUGACACGCCAGCUGAAGGAGGUGGGCGAGAUCACCAUCUGUGAGAGCGCAGGUGGCGAUGCCAGUUCCCCGGAGCGCAGUGGUACUCUAACGCGCCGCCAUAGUCGUCGCAAGUCGCAGGAGAGCAACGGCAGCGGCACGCUAAAGCGCCGCCCGAUUGCCGUGCCGGUGGCCACUGUUGUCAAGCAGACGGAGCCAAUGGGCAGCGCCUCGUCGACGUCGUCCAGCAGCAACUCUACGCCCACGCCCACACCCAGCAUAUGCGCCAAACCGCCGCCAGGCGAUUCGGCCUCGCUGAUGUGUUCGUCUACCCUGUCUUUGGAUUCGCUGCCUCCGCCACCUCCGCCGCCCGCUUUGGAUGGGUCGGAGGAUCAGGAUGUGUACGGGUCACAGCUGUCGCUGGCCUCACUGCCACCACCGCCUCCGCCCGAGGAUGUGCUGGCAAUGAACUAUGCAGAACCCUCCAGUCCGUCUACGCCCACACCAAUGAGCACUCCAAUGAUCAUGCCCAACAGCAACGGAUCGUUGCCCCCGGCGGUGCCGGCCAAGCCCAUGAAGCCAGCAGUGAAGCAGGCGGCGGGCGGUCUCAAGGCCGCGCCACCAUACAAGGCGCCGCCGGAUUACGUGGGCCCAGCCCUGCUGCCUGGGCCGCCAUUGCCGCCGCCGCCUCCCGCCCAGAAAAAGGUCUCGUUUGCAGACUCUCCGGUGCUGCUGCGUCGCAAGAUGUGCUCACCGGAACCCGUGCUGCCCCAGCGAUCGCCCAGCACCACGCUCAGCUGUCAUUCCAGCUCCAGUGCAGGAUCGGCCUACCAGACCUACGCGCCCGGGCCUAUGUUGCCGCCGCGUGCUGAUGUGGCGCGCCUGUCCAGCCUGAGUAACGGCAGCAGCAGCGAGGUGACCUCGCCCAAGCGCCUGCAGGAGUCGGCCUCGAAUCCGCCCCGCGACUUUCUCAAGGAUCUGCAGCGCGUGAUGCGCAAGAAAUGGCAGGUGGCUCAAAAGUGCAAGGCGGAGCCAGCGACGACGCCGCAUGAGGUCCUGGGCUUCCGGGACUUUAGCAACGAGGACCUUCUGGCCGCCCACAACCUCAACUCUGGGGCCAACUCCUCGCACUACUACCGCGAGACGGCCAACGUGAGCCACUGGGUGAGGAAGCACUACGAGUAUGCCCACAAUGCGCUCUACGAGAACGUGCACGCCCAGGCGGCGGCGGGAGUGCCUGGGAGUGGAGAAGCCACCACGCCUCCGCUCCCACCACCGCCUGGUAAUUCAGUGGCAGCUAAAAAACGUCCGCCGCCGCCGCCUCCGAAGCGGAGCGACAAGACGCACCUGACCAACCGGGUGUAAUGGCAUCGCAGGAGAAGAGUGAAACCGCUUGCUUACCGAGAUCCUCGUUCUCCAAAGGAAGGAUUUUCGUACAGGAUCACAGUUAUGCACUCGUCUGAAAGAAAGCAGAGAAAAGAAUCUUACAAAUUCCUAUUUAAGUCCAGGCGACAGCGGAGCGAGAUGGAAAACCACUAAUUAAAACCUACAUAUAUAUUUUCUUAGAAUAUGCUAUGGCCACGCCCACUUCUCUCACAAAAGUAUUACACAUCAUAGAGAAUCAAACUGUUGAACUUGAUCGCAGUUCGGGGUCAAACCACGUCAAAAGUGUCAACAAGAGAGUUUUCAAAUUUCCAAUGGCAGGCGUCCACAAAGAACCUUUUUGCUUUUAAUUGUAUAUCUAAAUUGAAAACCUCGUCUUGUAUAUUUUUAAAAACCUUUAAUUUUAAGAAUACCUUUACCAGAGUCAAUAGUUUUGAGUAUCUCCCCUAACAUAUUUUUGUUGGCACUCUUGACUUGGUUUGAUUCAUAAUCUAUAUUUUAAUUUUGAAAAUCAAAAAACUUCUGCGGCACUGGCCUGCGGAAUUAAAUGCGAAAUGCAAAAUAGGAAUUCUGGCAUUAGUAAAAAUAUUUAAGAUACAUUUUAGUUUGUAAAAAGGAAAAAUGCAUUUUAGAAACGAUAGUGCAUUAUUUAAAGAACACUAAAUUAGCGCUAGAUAAGUGUACAAUGUUUUUAUAUAUACAUGCACUCUUUUAAUUGUUUAGUUGCUCGUAGUAUUGAUUUUAUACAUUAUCUAUUUUUUUUGCGAUUAUCUUUGUAACGGUAGAGUGAACGUUUUGUGAGCGCAUGAAAUGCGCUGCGCUAGCAAAAGGAAAUGCCUUAUAAAGCAUAUUAACCUAAAAAGGGGAAGCCCUGCAUAAACACCUAAUAUACAUAUAUACAGCGAUACUAUUCUCAUUUUCGAAAUUUGUAAUGCCACUUUGAUUGUUCAGUUUAAGAAACCAAAUGCUUAGUUUCAAAAGAUUUGUCAAGUUCCUCAAUAGUGUUAAAGUUGUAUUUCUCUUUGUGCUUGGAAAAGCAGACAGAUCGGCCAUAGAAUGCAAUUUGUAUGUGCAAAUCAAACUAUUUAUAUUGAAGGCAAUAGGAGAAAAUGGAACUAAUUCUGUACACAAAUCAAAUAUGUAUUCAUAUAGUAAUUGUAAUUGUAAUAAUAUAUAAAUUAAUAUACUUGGCAACAUUUCGUUUGCGAAUUUUGUUUUUCAGCAUAUAAUUUUUGAAGCGUUCCUAUAGGUUCAAUUUUUAUAUGCAUACAUUAUGAACAACUUUCGGCUAAGCUAAAUGGCUUUUGAUUCUAUAUAAUCGAUGCAAUAAUCGAACCGAUUUGUUUAGCAAACCUAUCCCCAGGCGAUAGAAUGUCAUUUAUCGAUUGUGUAUUGAUUGUAAUUUGUAAUUUGUACUUUGUAAUUGUUUUUGUGUAGUAACUUGUUUGCCAUUUGUUUUGUGUGUAUGUUUGUGUACAGCCAGAAACAGCCAUAUAUGUAUAUCCAUAACUAUAGGAACAUAUAUGUACGUGCGUGUGUGCAUUUUAAAUCAGCUUAGAAAUGUCCUUGCUGCAUAAAUUGCAUGAAUGCAUAUAUGAUUCUAUACUAUAUGAGGUUUUGUUACGUUUACACCGGCUUGUGUGCUGCGAUCAAGUAGUGAUCGGAAUCCAUCGACUAAACUUCAACUUCGCCUUCUCUCUCCAGCCAUCCUAGAAGUGUUCGGACUCCAGUCCCCCAGAUACCCUGCAUCCGCCAGAUAAGCCUGCUUUUGUUUGUUGCCCAUCCCGUGUCACAGAUAGAUAGAUCCCUCCCUGCGCGAAUAUGUGGAAACGUUCGUUUCUGUAAACGAAUGUAAACGAAAAGAAUCUUAGUUGGGUGUUAUUAUGGUGAAAUUGCAUUUUACUUUCCUACAUAUACAACACUAAAGGGUAUUAUGCAUAUAGAUCUAGAUGUAAACAUACUUAAAUAAAGGAAAUGCCAAUUUUUUAAAGCUUGAAUUUAUACGAACAUAUUUUUUAGAAACUAUACGCUAUAUAUAUAUACAUUAUAUAUGGUAGGAACACAAGGAUGUGCCAUAGGCGCCGUCGUCGUGUCGAAACAAAAAAAAAGGGGAUCGGAAAACCCGCAACGUUUUUUGCUAAGAGUGUAUUGAAAUCUAAAAAGAACCUAGUCAUUAAGUCCACGAUAAAAAAGAAAGUACAUUAAAAGCUAAAUAAAUUUAUAUAAAAUGACACGCAUAUACACAAAUGUAUGUUAUUAAUGGCAAAAGAUAAAUCUAGAAACCUGAAUCUAGAAACUUACUCCAUGCUUUAGCUACAGAAAGCAUUUUAAAUCAUUUUUGUUUGCCAUCUUUUACACAUGAUUUGUUUCCGUUUUGUUUGCUUACACGUUUCGAACUGAAUGUUUAAACAAUUAAGUAAUGCAGUGAAUUAAAGCGAGGUUCAACUAAAAGAACAGAAAUCAAACACAGAACAGAAUCCUAAUUAUGCUAAAUAAGCAAAUAAGCAAACUCAUAUAUUGCAGCCCAAACUAAAACUAAAUGAAAAAGACUACUUACUCACUGGAGGUGGAUUAAAUAAGUAAGUUAAUUACUAUAUCGCCGACACAUUCAGAAAUCAUUCAUAUGCAUUAACUACAAAUUUACAAGUACAGCAACGGAAAACUACGACAUCUAACUAAUGAAAUCAAAGGAAAAUUCAAUCUAAUAAGUAAAACCAGAAAUUCUUUGCAGGGCUAUUAUAUAGUGAACAAUGUUGCCAUUUGAUACCACUUUUUUCCACAAAUAAAACACAUUUGAUAUGAAAAUAUAUAUUACUAUAUAUACCUUAUAUUCCGCAUCAAAUGGAAUUUUUUGUAAUUUUGAUAGAAACAUUCAAAACGUAAUUAAAUCGAAAGCGAGCAACAAAAACUGUGCGAAUGAAACGUGUUACGAAAACUAUGAAAAAUAAAUGCGAGAAAUGCCUAAGAAAAAUUUGAACUAAA
Drosophila simulans is the source of this 7096-nucleotide messenger RNA. It is a transcript of the gene pico, whose product is annotated as amyloid beta A4 precursor protein-binding family B member 1-interacting protein. The record is from RefSeq and is a predicted model, not a curated record. The transcript has 4 exons. Bases 650 to 4096 code for a protein of 1148 amino acids. Lineage: Eukaryota; Metazoa; Arthropoda; Insecta; Diptera; Drosophilidae. Gene Ontology annotation, biological process: signal transduction.